Molecule: messenger RNA, 981 nt
Organism: Coregonus clupeaformis (lake whitefish)
Lineage: Eukaryota; Metazoa; Chordata; Actinopteri; Salmoniformes; Salmonidae
Product: lysophosphatidic acid receptor 6-like
Exons: 1
Coding region: 1-981 (326 amino acids)
Biological process (GO): positive regulation of Rho protein signal transduction; phospholipase C-activating G protein-coupled receptor signaling pathway
Cellular component (GO): membrane
Molecular function (GO): G protein-coupled receptor activity
Source: RefSeq, a predicted model, not a curated record
AUGCCACUGUGUGACAGUGCAGUGUGCUUCAUCCAGUGGAUCAUCUAUGUCCCCACAUUCGUGAUGGGUCUACCUCUCAACAUGGCUGCUCUGUGGCUACUCCUCUUCAGAAUCCGUCGAUGGACUGAGUCCAUGGUGUACCUCAGCAGUCUGAUCAUCAACGACAGCCUGCUCAUCUUCUCUCUGCCCUUCAAGAUGUACGCCUAUGAACAUACCUGGGGCCUGAGCAUGGGCUUCUGCACCUUCCUGGAGUGCCUGGUGUUCGUCAACAUCUACGGCAGCAUUGUACUGAUCGUGUGCAUCUCGGGUGACCGCUAUGUUUCUCUGCGCUUCCCCCUUCGAGCCAAGCGUCUUCGUUCGCCACACAGUGCCGCCCUCCUCUGCCUGGCCAUCUGGGUGACGGUGUUCGCUUUGACCACGCCCAUCUAUGAGCUCCACAACAACAAAAACAAAAACAACAACAACGCCACCAGACUGCACAGCAAAGAAACCGAGAGGUGUUUCCAGAGCUUCUCCAGUGAAACUUGGAAGAGGAAGUGGAUCAUCAUCGUCAUGGAGACCGUGUUCACAGUCAGCAUGGUCACCAUGCUGUUCUUCUCGGUGAGCGUGAUACAGAUCCUGAAGGACAUGCGCCGACGGAACCCCCGGGAUGAGAAGCUGAGGAACAACAAGUCUUUAAAGAUUGUCCUGAGCAACCUGGUGGCCUUCCUGCUAUGCUUCAUCCCCUACCAUGUGGCUGCGCCGGUCUACUUCCUGGCCAAGAACCGCACAGAGGAGCCAGGCAUCAUCGACCCCCUCAGAGACUUUGUCCACAUCAGUACCUGCGUGAGCAGUGUCAACUGUCUGAUGGAUGGGGUCUGCUACUACCUCAUCCUGAAGGAGCUGUCUGCCGGCCAGGAGAGGAGGAGGCUGUCCACUAGAGGAAACAUGGUGGGGAGGCCCGGGGAAAAUAAUCAGCUACAGCCGUUGGGCAACGUCUAG